GCUGUCACCAGAAAAGUCUAAUUAUAUCCGGUUAGGGGAAGGAACUACUUCUCCUUCCGCCGGUCAGGUGUGUGUGCACUGCGGCUCUGUGACCGAGCCGGCCUCUGCAGCCCUUUAUUUUCCCGCUUCGAAGACUGCAGACUGAAGAGUGACUAUGGCUGAGCGCAAAAGGAGUUAUGUCUGGCUGUAUUUUAGCUGUAAAGACAGCAGUGACGCUGUGUGUGAUGUGUGUUGAAAGACAGUGAAAUACAGUGGUAACACUACAAACCUCGCUAAUCUGAGGAUAAGUCAUAAGAGUGAAUAUGAUUAUAGAAUGAAACGGCGGUUUGAGGAGGAGGUCCAGGGCGAGAAAGCGCAAUGUUAGGGCAAGACAGACUUCAGUCAGUGAGUCAUUUGGCAGCAGCGGCAGACGUUUUCCAGAUGAUUCUCCAAGAGCAGCAGCACUCACAAGAAACCUAGGACAGAUGAUUAUGAGGGACCGCAAAAAUAUGGUGGCUGCAGUACACAAGAGUGGAGGCAUUAUCCCUGUUUUGCCCACACUCUCAAUUUAGUUGUAAAGGACAGUCUAAAUACUGUCCUGAAGUGGUGCAGAUCCUGGGAAAAUGCAGCACAAUUGUGUCAUUUUUUUCACCAUAGCACUAAGGCCACAGAGAAGCUUAGGGCUGUUCUACAGCAGAUGAAAAUAGCAGAACACAGGUUGGUCCAGUCUGUAGAAACCUGCUGGAAUUCUGUUUUCUACAUGCUGGACAGGCUGCAUGAACAACAUGAAGCUGUGACCACAGUCCUCUGUCUUCUAGGCAGGAGUGAAUUGUGCAUUAAUGUGGUAGAAUUAUCACUCAUCACUCAAAUUGUUGAUGCACUGAGGCCCUUUGAGGAAGUGACAAGGGAGGUAUCAUCAGAAAAAUAUGUUUCAGUCUCCAAAGUGAUUCCUCUCGUGUCUCUUCUUCAAAGAGCCUGUAAGCAUCAGGGCAGCUCCGUUGCCAUACAGCUGGCACAGCAAUGCCAGCGUAGAUUUGCAUUCACUGAGACCAAUCACUCUCUAGCUGCUAGUACAUUUCUGGAUGCUAGGUUUAAACAUCUUGGAUUUCAAGACAAAAACAAUGCUGAGGGAAUGAAAAAACUACUUUUCUCUGAGCUGAAGGAAGUCUACCAGACAGUAGAGUCCAUUCCCACUCCAACUCCAACCUCUGCAUUGGCACCUACUUCUAACUCUGCCUCAGUGCCUAGCUCCCAGAGUCCUGCACUUGUCCCAGACUCAGCUGCAACAAAAGUAUCGUUAUGGGCAGAUUUUGACACGCAUGUUGCGUCUUCCCAACAUCACCGUUCAGCUACCACAGAUGUAAUAAUUGAAAUGUGUCGUUACUCAGAAGAAAAACUGAUUCCCAGAGACAAUGAUCCACUUAUUUGGUGGCAAGAGCAUCAUCAAACCUUCCCAGGCUUUAGGAAACUUGCUGUAAAGUACUUGGGAAUUGUUGCUACUUAUGUACCUGCAGAGCGGAUGUUUUCAAAGGCAGGGGAGGUAGUGAGCAAAAAACGGAACAGACUCAAGGGGAAAACUGUAAACAUGCUCUUAUUCCUAAACAAAAACCUGUGAAGGACAGUUUUCAGAACAGGCUCAGGUUUAAAAUUUUCAGGGGAGUCUAUUUUUAUUUAUUUUUUUGUAAACAUGGUUUUGUGAAAACAAUUUGAGUUAACGGUUUUCAAGGGUGCCUGAUUUAUACUGCAUGUGUUGUAAAGAACAACAGAAAGUGGAUAUGGAAUAUUUUGUUUCAAAACAAAUGUUUAUGUUUAUUGUAAAAAUGUUUAUUAUGUUUAUUGUAAAAAUAAAAAUUGAGGUACUGA
Messenger RNA from Tachysurus fulvidraco (yellow catfish), 1842 nucleotides. Its product is annotated as zinc finger BED domain-containing protein 4-like. The transcript is spliced from 2 exons. The record is from RefSeq and is a predicted model, not a curated record. The coding region runs from base 677 to 1594 and encodes 305 amino acids. Gene Ontology annotation, molecular function: protein dimerization activity. NCBI's taxonomy places the organism in Eukaryota, Metazoa, Chordata, Actinopteri, Siluriformes, Bagridae.